AAGUCUAUGGGAAUUUGACAGUGACAGCUGAUAGAAGUUCAUUGACAUGAGUGACAAGACAAAACAAAAUGUCUUUCGUGUUUUCAUUUAGGAAUAUUUAAAAUAUUACAAUGAUUCCUAGCUUCCAAUAGCUAUAUGAGUAUUUCCGCAUUUCCAUACAGUACAGGUUUUUUGGUUAAUUGUUUUGAGGUUAUCCCGGCCGCCAUGGAUUCUUGUAUCGGAGUUGAACAAGAUUUGGACAAAGCAUUAACUAAAUUCAAUGGUUUACAAGAACACGCAAACAAGUGCCUCGAGGAUGUUAUUAAGCAGGUUGAAGAGCUAAGGAAAGAAAUAGCUAAUCAGCCUGCAAACUCAGCGCUAUCACAAGAACAGUCCGCAGCCGUGUGCGAGCUAGUGGCCUCCAUCAAGCAAAAUGUUUCAAAUCUCUCUACAGAUCACAGAGAGCUGCAUGCGACCGUGUCCCGCGUGGGCAAGUCCAUCGACCGUCACUUCAUCGCCGACUACGCGUCCGUGGCCCCCAAGGCCGAGAGCUUCUGCAAUGAUGCCAAUCGGCCUAUCAUGGAGCAGGCCAUAGCGCAACAUCUAUACCGACAGGGUCUUGAAGAGGCCGGUGACGCAUUCGUGGCCGCCUCCGGCUGCGGGCCGGUGGCCCGCGCGUGCACGUUCGCGUUGCUGCAGCGCUGCGCCGCUGCCCUGGCCGAGGGCGACCCUUCCGCCGCUCUAGAGUGGGCGGAGCGCCAUGCGGCGGACUUACAGCACAGUCCAUUGCCCUUUACUUUACAUCGAAUGCAGGCGCUCAAGCUGGGGCGCGAGCAAGGCGUGGGCGCGGCCAUAGAGUACGUGCGCGGCGUGUUCCCGGCGCACGCGGCGCGGCACGAGCGCGCGCUGCAGGCGGCCGUGUGCGCGCUGGCCUGGUGCGCGCCCGGCGCGCCGCCGCCGCCGCCGCACUACCGCGCGCUGCUCGACCCGCGGGCGCUGGGCGCGGAGGCGGGCGAGCUGUUCGUGCGCGAGGCGUGCACGCUGCUGCGGCUGGCGCCGCUGUCCCCGCUGGCCGGCGCCGUGCUGGCGGGCGCGCGUGUGCUGCCCGCGCUGCACGACCUGCGCGCCAAGAUGACGCACCCGCACGUCGUCGCGGCCUGGGCCGACGAGGAGCUGCCGCUGGAGGUGAGCGUGUGUACAGGCGCGGAGGCGGAGCCGUGCGUGCGCGAGGCGUGCACGCUGCUGCGGCUGGCGCCGCUGUCCCCGCUGGCCGGCGCCGUGCUGGCGGGCGCGCGCGUGCUGCCCGCGCUGCACGACCUGCGCGCCAAGAUGACGCACCCGCACGUCGUCGCGGCCUGGGCCGACGAGGAGCUGCCGCUGGAGGUGAGCGUGUGUACAGGCGCGGAGGCGGAGCCGUGCGUGCGCGAGGCGUGCACGCUGCUGCGGCUGGCGCCGCUGUCCCCGCUGGCCGGCGCCGUGCUGGCGGGCGCGCGCGUGCUGCCCGCGCUGCACGACCUGCGCGCCAAGAUGACGCACCCGCACGUCGUCGCGGCCUGGGCCGACGAGGAGCUGCCGCUGGAGUUCAUAAACCUGCAGGUGGACCUUGGUGAGGACGGCGGCGGCUACCACUCGGUCUUCGCCUGCCCCAUACUUCGCCAGCAGGCAUCGGAGCACAACCCUCCCAUGCGGUUGUUAUGCGGACAUGUCAUCUCCAGAGACGCGCUUAAUAAACUCGCCAUGGGCGUCAAGUUGAAAUGCCCGUACUGCCCGAUGGAGCAGUCCCCGUCGGAAGCCCGCCAGAUCUACUUCUCCUGAACGCGCGUUGUCUCCACAAUAAAGUAUGCAAACUACUCUUUAACCACCACUGUCGGCCAGUUUUGCCAACCUGACAAUUGUACGGAAUUGUCAUUGUCAUGUGACAAAUGUCAGCAUGGCAAAAUAGGGAUCUGGUCAGUACUAAUUAGAAGUAAAAGUCUUUUAAACGCUUCUAAUAUGUAAGACUUGCAAUAUCCAGCUCAUUUCGCGGCAGUCUGAUAAAUAAGACACAAGCACGCUCAAUGAAAAAUUCUAAGCGGUUAAAACUUGAAGAAUUUAACAACAGGAGACGCCUUGUCUGUAAUUUUCUGUACAAAGCAGUCUGCUGAUUUUUGCGGGGGAGGGGCACGUCAAAUGUAUGGCUAUUUUCGUACAUUACGUACAAAUAGCCAUGUCCAUACAAUACAUAUGACCAUUGGCCGAGGUUUUCGGCAGAGGGGUAAGCUCUUAAAGGCGACCAGCUGUUAAAUCCUCCAAGGGUUAAAAGGUUAAGUGUCAUUGGUGCAACUAAACGCAGCUGAUUUGACUUAUCAGUAAGAUAUAUUGUUAGUCGUUUUUGUAGGACGCUCUUCAGACGCCUUAUACGAGCUAACCUUUGGCUGCCAUUUCGAUUUUAAAUUGCGCUGUAGCUAUUAUAUACACUUAGAUGCAAAACUGUCCCAAUAGUAGCAUCUUAGUACAAUGUGGAGAAGUUGAUGUUGAUCAAGGGGAGGGGCACAUGGUUAAUACAUAACAGUACUCCUAAUUUUCUACAUAUCGACCUAACAUAUGAUGUGCUUGGCAUUUACGGUUAUUUUGUAAUUUAGAAUCGAAAAGUAGAAAAAAAACAUUUUUAUUUUUUACAAUAUUUUUAUUUCUUCGCAUUGAAACUCCAAAAUACAUAAUUUGUGCCUUUAUAAAAUCAUCAUGAAAUUAUUUUAAUGGGGCGUAUUUUUGAAGUUACUUUUAGGUGACUUAUAGCUCGGUGCAAAAAUGUACCAUUAAAAACAGUUAUAGAAAGUGUCUGUUAGUUUAAUGUCAAAGACGACUGUUAUUCUGCCAUAACUACAAAACUAUGUUCAUGAUUCAAACAGUUGAUACCUCAUUUUAUAUCAUAUGUUAGGUCGAUUUGUAAGAAAUUUUAAGGAGUACUGUUAUGUAUUAAUCAUGUGCCCCUCCCAUUGAUCGACAUCAACUUCUCCACAUUCUAAUAAGAUGCUACUAUUGGGACAGUUUUGUACCUAAGUGUAUGGAAUCUAAGAAAAUGGUGGAAGAUGAGACUUGAAAUUAUGAAAAAAUAGUCAUACGAACGAAGAAAAUUAUCUAAAAAAGAUAUGGCUUAAAUAUUUUUGUAAUAAAAUUAAACUUUGUAACUUAGCAGCGUACAUGUUUGUACCAGUUUAAGAUUAUUCAUAAAAGAAGCAAUGGAGUCUAGGCUCUAGUUGGCUAGAAAUUUUUGAAUUUUUUUAAUGUUUUGGCACUGAUAUUUAGGGUAGCCUACAGCCAAAGAGAAUUUGAAGUAGAGGUGGAUUGUCAAAGAAAAUUUUGUAGCCACGUAAAUUUACUUCCAUUUUUCGACACAUGAUUAAAACUUUUAGAACGCCAUUUGACUUUGAUCCUUAUUUUUCACUGAUAUGUGUUAAAUCUGUUAAAUAUCAAAAAGUGGCGCCAUUUAAUACAUCAAAGGCCAAAGGUAUGGCGGCAUCGUUUCGAGCGAUGGCGCUAUAACCUUUGGGUUAUGCCCGGUAUUACGUGGCUACAAAGUUUUCUUUGACAAUCCACCUAUAUUGCAAAUUCUCCUUGCCCCAGCCAGUGUCGUAUAGCGGCCGUAAUUACAGCGGUCAAUGACGUCACUAGAACGUUGUCUGUGUAAACAAAAUGGCGCGGAAAUCCUAGAGGGCGAUGAUUGAAGGAUCAUUAUUUUUGCGUCCGUAAUAUUACGGCCGGUAUAUGACGGCACAGCUAUCCUAGGAAACCAAAGCUCUACUCAUGAAAUUAUGAUAUAAGCCAAAUUAUGCUUGAAAAUUUUAAAUAUAAUAUUUUUAAAUAAACGGCAAUGUCUCCCUUAUUCAUGAAACUUAGCAAACUUUUGUUAAAUUUUGCCCCUUUCUAACAAACACAAAUGUCAAAAUGACAGAUAAAGACAAAGAAUUAUCGUUUAUGAAUAACGCCAUAAAUCAUUAUGGUGUAGUUUAAACUAGUCAGACCAAGCUAAGUUGGCAGCGAUUGUCUGUGCUAUCAAAAUCAUUGGUCUGACUCUAUUGCAUGGAGUGUUUCAUAUUUAUACAAAUUAUUAUUAUUUAUUUCAUUUUAAUAUAUCAGUUAGAAGUGAAACAAUUCAACAUCAAAACAUUGCAAUAUGGCUUGUAAUAACAAUGAAGUAUUUAGGUAUUAAUAGGUACUCUGUUCUUUUAGUUAUUCAAAAAGAAAACAGGCAAUGACUUAGUCAAACACUCAAUAAAAUAAGACCGAAACUUACAAAAGACUUUUAUAUAUUCUCUUGUUAGCCAAAAGAAAAAGUCAAUAGAUUUUGUUGACAUCGCUUUAAAUGCCUAAAAUAACAGACGUAUAAUAAUAGAGACAGUCUAUGAUAUAUGUAUAAUAUUUUAAUUAAUCAUAGAUCUUUUAACCAUUGACCAUAAUAGCUGGAGAGCCGGCGAUAUAUACUAAAUGUGUAGUUACUCGAGCGCCGUAGAGACCUAUUGGAAUCGAAUGAUUAGAUGAUAGGAUGUAAAAAAGGUUGUAUAAAGUUUUCGUUUCCAGCGAGCAGCAAAGCGUCCACAGAUUUUUAUUAAUUACGGGGGCUGGUGGAGGGUUAAAAAAAUCUUUACGUAGAUUAUGGAUUUAGUCGUCUUGGUCCACGUUAAUGCUUCUUUCUAUGACUUAAUCUGAGAGUUAGUUAUUUAGUAAUAGCACAAUUAUAGCAUUAACUUGGACUAAAAUGACCAAAUCCACAAUCUGCUUAACGAUUUGUUGAACCCCCACCAACCAACGGAUAAACAUAGACGGCUAAAAGUGUUUAUAGUAGGCUCUAAGGGGUAACAAGAUAUCACUCAUAUCUUAAUGUAACGCGCUCGAGUAACUACAAAAAUCCCCUCUUGGGCUCCCCAACCAUAUGUCGUCGAAUAACAAAAUCGAUGAUAAGAUGAUUUUCCGUCGGGGUGAAUAUUAUAUUUGCGCCCUUCGUACUCUUAAGAGUGGUAAAAUCAUAUUAUUUUUAUACUUAUCGAAUCGAUGUUUUAAUAAUAGGGAGUAUUACUUCAAGUUCUGCCGCCAGAGAGCAGCACUUUCACAUCACCAUAAACCAUGGAGUAACUUAUAUAUACUAUGCCUUAAACAGUUUUUUGAGAAGUAUGGAAGGUGGAGGUAAGGAAUUAAAUCUUCAUGUACCAAAAAGUGUCAUCAAAAGCUAUACCUAGAAUACUCGAAAAAAAAAAUCAAAUCAUAGACAGCGCACUUCACUCUGUCAAUAACGCCUAGGUUCUUAGCUACUCUAGCGCUACUCUGGAGAGAUUUGGAACUAUUAUUUAUAGCUGACAGCUGGACACUUUUGCAACAGUUCCACCAUAAGAGAUUUCACUCCUUUUCAAUCCACACUCCAUAUUGAGAAGUUUUUACUAUGACAUUGAUGCAUCAAAGUGGUUUGUUUACAGAGGCCUACCGCGAAAUGCGAAAAUCGAAAUUUCGUUAUCUGGCCCCUUUAUCGCUCGAAUAUGCAAGAGUAAUAGAGAGGCAAAUAACGAAACGUGGUAAGAAUGUGGUAAUGGCGCCCUCUACGCAGCGUUUUGCGUAAUAUCCCCUAUUCAACUAUGAAUCGCGCCGAAACUUAAUUUGUAUAGCAGAUAGAUGUAUGAAGCCAAUUAAACAUUAAUAACUGAGCCUAGUUUAACUGUAAGAUAUUAUACUAUGUGGUAGUUUAUAGCUAUUUGUUUUUUUAUAUGAAAAUGGUGGUAGCAAUGAAAGGACAGUUAAGAAAAAAGAUAUAUGCAUUAGGUGUACACUGGGUUUUAUUUGGAAUGAAAUUAGGCCGAGUUUACACUUAGCGUAUAAACAAUUUAUAAACGAAUUUUAUAAACAGACGGAUACAAGUUUAUAUACAGUAAGGUUGUGGAAUUAUAUCUAGACAUUUUAUUGUAAUGCAACAAAUGUACGUAGAGAAGCGAAAAUAAAAUAUUGAUGCCUACUCAAA
Molecule: messenger RNA, 5962 nt
Organism: Cydia pomonella (codling moth)
Lineage: Eukaryota; Metazoa; Arthropoda; Insecta; Lepidoptera; Tortricidae
Gene: Sou
Product: E3 ubiquitin-protein ligase RMND5A
Exons: 8
Coding region: 136-1794 (552 amino acids)
Biological process (GO): proteasome-mediated ubiquitin-dependent protein catabolic process
Cellular component (GO): cytoplasm; GID complex; nucleus
Molecular function (GO): protein binding; ubiquitin protein ligase activity
Source: RefSeq, a predicted model, not a curated record